Molecule: messenger RNA, 1489 nt
Organism: Lepisosteus oculatus (spotted gar)
Lineage: Eukaryota; Metazoa; Chordata; Actinopteri; Semionotiformes; Lepisosteidae
Source: RefSeq, a predicted model, not a curated record
AAACUAUUCAGCUCUUGUUUGUCCCAGGGUACACAUUUUCUGGACUAAGUUGCAGAAUUAUAUUUAAAAAAAAGAGACCAAUCUCGAUGUUUGCUGUGAUGAAAAAGAUAUUCAGAUUCGGCCCCAUCGGAAACAAUCUUAAAAUUGCGUUUGUAAUCCAUUUAAUUAUUAGAACGCCACGUUAAUAUAUCCAUACAAUGAAGUGGUCUGGGAAGAACCCUGUGUUUGGGCGUUUUACAAUGGAAGUGAGAGGGUAUUUGCAGACUAUUUUGAAGUGCAAAAAUCUGAAAGCGGUGCGGACGUUUUUUUCAAUUUGUUGAAUCUCUUUUCAUAACUUGAAUUUAUAGGGUAAUAUGUACCCUCCCCCCUGACGAUCUUUGUGUCUUGAAUCGUUCUAUGUACUCUUGUUUGAACUGUGCUUGUUAAGCAAUCAAGUUUGCCUAUUAAGUGCGUGGGGUGGGGCGAGAGGGUUCCUGGAUUCGUGGAUACAAGAUAAAUGAGACAGGCGAAGGUGCUGGCUAGGACACUGAGCCAAUUUGGGCGUUAAUAACCGGGAAAGACGUUCCCUGUGUCCGUACAAGCAGGAUUGAGGGUCUGAAAUUGAAGCCUAGCUAGGGGAAACGUUAUACGCGCUCGGGCAUUAAACUUUUAACAACAGGAAAGGAAGCUAUAGGAUUUCAGGCCAGCAGCGCAGAGGUUAUCGGGGGGUUUGGCGUCGGAGAAGACGCAAUGCAAUUUCAGCGCCCGGUUGGACUAAUGUAGCGCCGUCCCGAGCCCCCGGUCUUUCGGAAUGGCGGCCGGCUGGGAGUCGGUCCGGAGGUCGUGCCGGGAGCGGGCGUUCGGGCUGCUGGCGCUGGGCUACGUGCUGUACGUCCUGCUGGGCGGGGCCGUGUUCGCGGCUCUGGAGCAGGCCGGCGAGGUGGCCCUGCGCCGGGAACUGCGGGAGGUGCGGGCCGCCUUCCUAGACGAUCACCGCUGCCUGCGGGAGGCCCCGCUGGAUGCCCUGCUGGAGGAGGUCGUCUCGGCCGGCCAGCACGGCGUGUCGGCGCUGGACGACAGAAGCGAGGAGUGCAACUCCGACUUCACCUCGUCCCUCUUCUUCGUGACCGCGUUUCUCACGACGACGGGCUACGGCAGCACGGUGCCCCUGUCGGACCAGGGCAAGCUCUUCUGCGUUCUCUUCUGCUGCCUGGGCAUCCCUCUCAACCUGCUGCUCCUCUCCUGCCUCACCCAGCGCCUGCUGCCCUGGGUGACGCGCCGCCCGCUGCGCGCCGCCCGCGAUCAUGUGUACGAUACAGCAACAGCAGAAGCAGAGUAUGUCGCCCUCGAGAGAAUUAGAAAGCAGCGAUACCUGCCUGGUUUGCACCUGGUGGCGCAGCCCGGUCAGGACUGGGAGGGGAGACCUCCGGGGAAAGACAGGCUGCGGAUGUCAGGGGUGAUGGUGGACCAACAGGGGGCGCCCUUCUCUCUGGGCCCGAAUUUCCAAUGA